AUUCAAUUUGUUUUAUUUUUCGGAGCUGCCUGAGCAAAAUUCCCUCCAUCACCAUCGUUUCUCAUUACUGUCUCGAAUUCAUCCAUAGGGUUUUAUCUGUGCAUUUUUAACAAAGGACUGCAGAUGAAAAACAUGGAAAAUGGAGAAGGCAAUAUAGAAAGUAAAUUUGCGGGCAUGGUGGUGAGCGAUACCAACAACAUCAACAGCACUGACGGAUUGUUUCAGGUUAUGAAAGCAGUAGAAGCUGCCGAGGCCACUAUCAAGCAGCAGGUGGAAGAGAACAAUCGAUUGAGAUUUGAAGUGGAGAAGAAAAUUCAGGAACUUGAGAAAUAUAAAUCAGGUUAUCUAAAAUCCCAAGUUCCUCAUUCAGUUGAUCUAUGGGAUGUCCAUGUUAAUGAUCCUCGUAGAGUUCAUCAAUUAUUUUUGGGUUCUGAAAAUCAAAUAGAUGGGAAUGGAGAAAUAGAACUCAAUUCUGUUCAUGAUUUAUCAGAAACAGCCGUUCUCCAAAAAGAUUUGAUUAGAAAAGAUAUGGAUGGUACCAUGCACGCACAUCUUGUAAACCAAUUUGAAAAUGGCAAGCUUAAUGGGUCUCUAAAAGUGCUUCCCGGUGGUCAGUUGGCCUCAGAUAAUUCUUGCUUUUCUCAGUCUCUGUCACCUUCUACAACGUUUUCACCUAGCAGGUACCAAAUCCAAGAAGAAUGGUGCUCUGCUUCUAGAAAAGGUUUAAUUUCAAUUGAGGAUGUCAACAAUACUAAUAGCCCGAAGCAGAAUGUUGUUGCGAAGGUUCAAGAACAUGAAGAAGAGAUUUUGCAAUUGAAGAAACAUCUUGCAGAAUUCUCGAUGAAGGAAUCACAAAUUCGUAAUGAGAAAUAUGUCCUAGAGAAGCGCAUUGCAUAUAUGCGGUUGGCCUUUGAUCAGCAACAUCAAGAUCUUGUUAAUGCUGCAUCUAAAGCAAUUUCCUACAGACAAGAUUUAAUGGAGGAAAAUGUGCGUCUUACAUAUGCAUUACAGGCUGCACAGCAAGAAAGAUCAAUGUUUGUAUCUUCUUUAAUGCCUCUUCUUGCUGAGUAUUCUCUUCAGCCGCCUCUUGCCGAUGCUCAAUCUAUUGUCAGUAAUAUCAAGGUUUUGUUUAGACAUUUGCAUGAACAGCUUCUUGUUACUGAGGCAAAGCUGAAGGAGUCUCAGUACCAGCUAGCACCAUGGCGUUCUGAAGUCAAUCCCUCUAGCUUUCCUCAAUCACUAUCUCAUCCUAAGAUGAAAAUUGGGCUGGAACUGGCGCCACAGCCGGUGUAUUCUAAUCGAAAAAUAACAUCUUCAGCUCCUCAUACAACAAUGGAUAGAGAUCUAAUGGGGCAUCAUCAGAGGGCUCUAGGUGAUGCUGUCACAAAAAAUUCGGAGCCUGAUGACUUGGGGAGGUAUUCGCCUCUCUCAAGCAGCAACAUUGCAUUCCAAGUAGCACCUGCACAGCUUGCAGUCAACCAGGAUGAUUUGCUUUACAUGUAUAAUAUUGAAGAAACUGUCAGUAAGAAAGUCACACUUGGUGACCUUGUUGGACAGAAUGAUAUGGACGACCCUGACACUGAAGGAAACCAGAAUGAUAGAGAGCCUUCAGUUAAUUGGAUUUCCGAAACGCCACAUACAACAAGUCUUGACGAUCCCAACUCGUACUCUUUUUCUGAGGCUGCAGAUGAUGACCCACUACCUGCAAUAGAGGGUCUCCAAAUUUUAGGUGAAGCAUUUCCAGGACAGGAACUUCAAGCCUGCGGAUACUCUAUAAAUGGGACGACCAGUUGUAAUUUUGAGUGGGUGCGCCAUUUGGAAGAUGGAUCUUUUAAUCAUAUAGAUGGAGCAGAGCAACCAAUUUAUCUUGUUACUGCAGACGAUGUUGAUGCAUACCUUGCAAUCGAAGUCCAACCACAGGAUGACAGGAAGCGGAAAGUACUCUCUCUCUCUCUCUUCCCCCCCCCCCUCUCUCUGUGUGUGUGUGCGCGCGAUCAUGUGUGGAUGUAUCAUAUGUGCUCUUGAAUCAACAUUAAACAAGUAAUUAAAGAGAGAGAUUGCUAGUUCCCAACACUCGUAACAAAUCAAUUAUUUAUUUGCAUUUUUCCCGGCAAAGUUGGGCUUCUUGUUUUCUGGUGAAAAAAUUGUUUAUCUGAUACUACAUGCUAGAAUUUGAAUUUUAUUAGAGUUGAAACAUUAAACUCUUAUUUGAUAGUUUGCAGCAUUUUCAAAGGCAAAUUUAAUGCUCUACUCACUGCCUAUGAAACUCUCUAGGAGAAGGAGAAGGCAGUUAUCUUUAUCCCUUUUGUAAUGAGGCGUGCCUAUUAAUAUGGACUUUUUAUUCCUCAAGUGAUUAGGUGUACAGCUCCCACCAAAUGCUGAAGAAAGGUCUAAAGAUAUGAAAUGAAACCAAAAACUCAAAAUGAAUUUUGUUUUUCCUUUUGAGAUCAAAGCAACCUGAGUAUUCUCUUUUUAUCAUUUUUCAAAUUGUGACUACUAUAUAGUUAAUCUUCUUUUCCUGCCUACCUGGCAUUAUAUUUUGGGCAAUUAUUGGUCAAUCUCAGCGCCUUUUCUCUUUGUCUGUACAUUGGCAGCUCAUCUAAAUUAGUGUUGUUACAAUACAUGAGCUGAAUUUUGACAUUUUUCUACUGUACUUAUCCCCAAAAUUUGUCAUUUUGAAGUAUUUACCAUUAGAACAGAAAAGGGAUGAGCCCCACAUCUGGAAUAUUAACCUCUCCUUGCUUUCAUCUUUUGCCUUCUGAAACAUGGAUCUCUAGACCAUGAACAUUAGUACACAGUUGAAACUUGGAACCCAAUUACAGACCUCAUAAAUAUAAGUUCUGUUAGUAUUUGUUGGCAAGAUAUAUGAGCUGAGCUGCUCAAAUAGUUCUCUGAUAGAGAUACAAUUCUACAAAAUCCUGGCUCGUGCCUUUGCCUGGCAGUAUGCAACCAUGAGCCUUUGAAAGAUUCAUGUAAUAAUUGUAGGUCAAACAAUAUUACAGUAACCUUAUAAGAACUUGAUGCCAAGAUCAAGAACAAGGACUUGGAAAAGAAUAGAGAACAAGAAGAGAGGUUUAGGAGGAAGAUUGCAAAUUUAUUCAAUAAUAAUGUGUCUAUUACAAUCAAAGAUCCCCCUUUAUAUAGUAGUCAAUCUAGGAUUAAUAAGAAAACAAAAUCAAUUGUCUAAAAAUCACAAUUAAAGGCAAUAUUAAUUAAUAACAAAAAUACUAUAAGAUUCAAAUUAAUCUAGAGAGUGUUGACACCCAUUUUUAUGGAAAAAUGAAUUUUAAAAUAGUAGAUUGAUGGGGAAUGUAUGGAUGAAAUAUCUGAAAAAGUUUUUGAUUUAUGUGCAAUAUUAUUUUAAUGAAGAAUGUGUAGUUGAAAAGAAGAGAGAGAAUGCAUUUUGAGAAAAAUGGGAAUCAAAUGGGGCUCUAAUUUCUUCUACGCCUUGAAUACACUUUCCAAAUUGCAUCAUUCCUCCCCGAUUGAAAGAACUUGACUCCGACAAGGUAUAAUCAGAUAGGAAUCCUAAAGCGUAGCAUCUAGGUGACGAAACAUAUUGAUGAGGACAUCUAUUUUUAUUUAUCUCUAGUUGGACUUUAUUCUUGUUUUGGAUUCUUAUUUAUGUAAUUGGGCUUGUAUUGGUCCAAACCCAUUCUAGUUAGGGUUUUAUUUUUACUAUUUAAACCUUAAUUUUCUUUAGUUUUGGAUGAAUAUGAAUUGUUGAGAUUGAUUGUGGCGUCUCCUCUUUCUUCCCCUUUUCCCUAAAUUUCUACUUCAUCUCUGGUUUCUCCCCUUUCUUGCUGUCCUCUUCUUUAUCUUGCAUCAAAUUUGGUAUCAGAGCCUAAACUUGGGUAAUCUCUCAUCUCCAAUCUAAAAAUUUCUUCCUACUUACAAAAAAUUUGUCGGAAUAGCACGAAUAAAAAAAAUUUAGCGUACGAGCAGCAGAUCUCAUUUUUUUGUUUCAGUUUCUUCAUAGUUGCAAAAAAAAAAAAAGCGUUGCUGUUCAUCGUACUGUUCACAGUCGGAAAAUUCAGUUAUAGUAUUUAGGUCAGUUCCUAAAAAAAAAUAAAAAUGCGUUACUGUUCAUCGUAUUGUUCACAGUCGGAAAAUUCAGUUUUAGUAUUUUGAUCAGUUCCUAAAAAAAAAUGCGUUACUGUUCAUCGUACUCUUCACAGUCGGAAAUUUCAAUUUAGUUUUUUCUGCAAUUUCAGUUUCACCCACAAAAAAAAUAAAAAAU
This is a messenger RNA of Olea europaea var. sylvestris, 4240 nucleotides long. RefSeq lists its product as uncharacterized. The transcript is spliced from 16 exons. The record is from RefSeq and is a predicted model, not a curated record. Gene Ontology annotation, cellular component: plasma membrane. Lineage: Eukaryota; Viridiplantae; Streptophyta; Magnoliopsida; Lamiales; Oleaceae. The coding region runs from base 124 to 2025 and encodes 633 amino acids.